UAUGGUCUAUGGAUAAAUUAGAGACAUAACCUAUAAUUCAUUAGUUAAUUUUUCGAGUGAAAAUAUUAUUUUUUUAAUCAAUAAUCAAUUUAUAAACUAUGAAUAUUUUACCUAAAACCAAAGAAGAGUUCAGUCGAACAGACUAUUGGGACUCAUUCUUCAGAAGCAGAGGUUCAAAAUCAUUCGAAUGGUAUGGUGAAUAUCACGACUUGUCUAGUUAUUUAAAUAAAUAUAUAAAACUGAAUGAUAAAGUCCUAAUCACUGGUUGUGGUAAUUCUGAUCUGGGUGCUAAUCUUUAUGAUGCAGGAUUUAGCAACAUUACCAACAUUGACACAUCACAAGUGGUUAUAAAACAAAUGAUUAAGAAAUAUAAGGAGAAAACUUCUAUGUCUUACCUUCAGAUGGAUGCAUUAAAUACUUCAUUUGAAAAUGAAGGUUUCAAUGUGGUUCUUGAUAAAGGAACUUUGGAUGCUUUGAUGCCUAACAACAACGAGGAAACAAUAAAUCGUAUUAAGCAAUAUUUCAUGGAGAUUAAUAGGAUUACAAAGUUUGGAGGCCGAUAUAUUUGUAUAUCAUUAUUACAAGAACAUAUACUCAAAAUACUAUUAGAUUAUUUUGUUACCAACAAUUGGAUGUUCAGAGCAAUAAGAUGUUUGGAAGUUGAACAAGCAGCAGUUGACAAUGGCGAAAAAUUGACACCUGUAUUCAUUGUAGUCUGUACAAAAUUCAAAUUAUUGCCAAGGCAGGUUCUUGAAGUCAACAUGAAUUCUAAUGAGAAGAUGCAGAGGUUUGAGAGUACUGACAAAGUACAGGAAGCUAUAUUGAAUACUCAAAGAGCUCUAUUGAUCUGUUCAAGUUUGCAACAAAAAUCUACUGCGUCAGAAAAUGAGGAAAUAAGUUUCGAUUUAUAUGAAGGAGAUAGUUCCAAAUCCAAGUACACAAUAUAUGUAGUUGAUAUAACACCUGUUAAGAAACAUUCUGCAUAUGCUGCUUUUAUUGUUCCUCAAGGAAGAGAAUCGGAAUGGCUAUUUUCAACAAAAGAUGGUAGAAAAAAACUAGCCCAAAUGUCUCAGUGUAACAGACUACUAGUUGUAACAAUGCAUAGGGGUCAAAAAUAUGGUAGCUUUGAUGCAAUACAAAAUGAAUUAAGUGAUAUAAUUCGUGAUUUGACUCCAAUUAAUUCACGAAAACAAAAGAUACCUUGUUUGUCUCUAGGGUCAGAUGGUGUUGGAAAUCGCAAAGUUAUACAUGAAGGAUUAUCAGCAACAUCUGGUGAAUAUAUAGUUGAAGAUGUGGAAGUGGAUAAUAAAAAAUUCCGUAGACUUUACUUCUUAUCAAAUCAACUUGUGAUACAAUCAGAAGCUAAGCUGACAUCUUUCAGGAAUAGGAAAGGUAUUUCGAAGGAUAUUCCAGAUUUGACUUAUCUUACAUGUACGCAUCAUCUUUACAUGAUAAUCAGUGCAUUAGUGGCGUUUGACAAUAAAAAAGAUCCAUCAAUGGCAAUCCUGGGAGUUGGUGGAGGUGGAUUGUGUUCUUUCAUGAAUAAAUUUAAAACUAAAGUUAAAAUAACAGGUAUAGAAAUCGAUCCUGAUAUCAUCGAAAUUGCUACUAAAUGGUUUGGACUCCAAAAAAACGAAACACUUGAAAUAAGAGUUCAAGACGGACUUCAAUAUUUAAGGGAGAUUAGGAAUGAAGGAAAACACAUGGAUGCCGUUUUAUUCGAUGUAGAUAAUAAAGAUUCCUCUAUAGGAAUGAGUUGUCCGCCAAAAGAGUUUUUAGAAGAUGAGGUUUUGAAUGAUGUUAAAGAAAUUAUAACAGAAAAAGGCCUCUUCAUAUUAAAUGUAGUUAUUCGAGAUGAUUCAUUAAGAUUGCCUCUGGUAGAUAAAUUGAAGGGAUCAUUCAAAAACAUUUCAGCAUUCAAAAAUGAGGAAGAACUGAACGAAAUAUUCAUUUGUUGGAAUGGAUCUUUUGCAAAUUUCGAAGAAAAAUUGAGUCCAGCUGUGAAACAACUUAAUGCUCAUUUUAAACAGACUAAUAACUCUGAAUAUAUGGUUGAUCUUAAUCAUGAUAUUAUUGAAAAAUAUAAAAUUAUAAUGUGAAAAAACUUGUAUAUUGUCUACC
Molecule: messenger RNA, 2121 nt
Organism: Harmonia axyridis
Lineage: Eukaryota; Metazoa; Arthropoda; Insecta; Coleoptera; Coccinellidae
Product: eEF1A lysine and N-terminal methyltransferase homolog
Exons: 10
Coding region: 99-2099 (666 amino acids)
Source: RefSeq, a predicted model, not a curated record